AUGCAUCCCACCGGCCUGCAAAUUCUCGCUACGGCGUUGACUGCUGUCGGUGUAAAUGGCCACACUCUUUGGUCCCGGCAGGACGCCGACUACCAAGCCCUUGUCGCAUCGCUUUCGAGCACCGCCAAGGUGUUCUAUACGGGAUCCGACGACUUCAACAAUGUCACGACGCGGUGGUCAAAUUUGGACAUGCCGACGGUGAACGUGGCCGUGAGGCCUACCACUGAAAACGAUGUCGUCGAGACGAUCAAGUUUGCCAACAAGAAAGGCCUCCCCUUCCUAGCCACAAACAGUGCCCAUGGCGCCAUCACCACACUGGGCAAGAUGAAGAGCGGCAUCCUGUUAGAUCUCGAUGAGCUCACUGGUGUGGAAAUUGCCGCAGAUGGCCAGACGGUGACAGUGGCCGGCGGAACCAAAUCGCAUGUUCUCUCUCACGCGCUCUGGGAUGCUGGCAAGCAGGCAGAUCCCGUGUGUACCUCUGAUGAUGCUAACAUAUGGCGGUUUGAAGUCACGGGUGCAUGCGAAUGUGUCUCGUAUCUCGGGCCCGGCCUCGGUGGUGGCCACGGAUUCCUUCAGGGCCGCCACGGGCUGAUUGGCGACCAGUUCCGUUCCAUGAACGUUGUGCUCGCCAACGGCACACUCGUAACGAUCAACGAGACCGCGACCCCGGACCUGUGGUGGGCCAUGAACGGCGCGGGCCACAACUUUGGAAUUGUCACCAGCGUCACAUCCCAGAUCUACGAUGUCGAACAUCAAGACUGGGCGCUGGAGCUGAUGAACUUCAGCGGCGACUUGGUGGAGGAAUUGUACGAGGUGACGAACAACGAGAUAUUGAAGAACGGGACGCAGCCGGUGGAUUUGAUCAACUGGAGUUAUUGGAUGAUGAGCCCAGAUCUUGAUGCUCAGAAGCCCAUCGUUCAAAUCCUCCUCAUGCAAGAAGGCGUCACCACCGUCGACCCAGCCUACACCGCCCCAUUCCACGCCCUCGGGCCCCUCUCCAACUCGUCGGAAUCUGGCGUAUACACCGACCUCGCCAAGUUCGUCGGCGUCAGGACCACCGACGGCCCGUGUCAGAAGACCGGCGCCAAUAACCCGCGCUUCCCCAUCUACCUCGAGACCUACAACACCACCGCCCAGAAGCUCGCCUUUGAUUUCUUCGCCAACAGCAUUGUGGCCAACUCGGCGCUUAGUAACUCAUUGGUCACCUUUGAUGACUAUUCUACGCAAGGGGUCAAGGCGAAGGCAGAUGAUUCAAGUGCGUAUGGGCACCGCUCUCAGAACGUGUUGGUCGGGCCCUUGUUGCAGUACAUGCCCGGGGACGCGGCGCUGGACGAGGAGGUUGCGAGGCUAGGGAACGAGUUCCGCCAGAUUCUGCACGAAGGCACAGGACGUGAUUUUGUUCCCGCGUAUCUGAAUUAUGCGUUUGGAAAUGAGGGGCCCGAGCAGUGGUAUGGGCAUGAGGAGUGGCGGAUGACUCGCCUGCGGGAAGUGAAGGCGGCGUAUGAUCCCAAUGGCUUAUUUAGCUUUUAUGGACCUAUUGCUUAG
Colletotrichum gloeosporioides is the source of this 1545-nucleotide messenger RNA. Its product is annotated as FAD-linked oxidoreductase azaL. The transcript has 4 exons. The record is from RefSeq and is a predicted model, not a curated record. The coding region runs from base 1 to 1545 and encodes 514 amino acids. Gene Ontology annotation, molecular function: FAD binding; oxidoreductase activity. Lineage: Eukaryota; Fungi; Ascomycota; Sordariomycetes; Glomerellales; Glomerellaceae.